AUACUCAUACUGGUCACAUUGAGACGUUUCCUCAAAGAUGUUUAAGUGUAUACUUGUAUUAUUCGUGAUUAAUAAUUAUGUAUUUGGAUCUAAACAUUGGGGAGAUAAACAGAAGUUGACAACUGUAGCUUCAUGGAAACAACUGAGUUAUUCUAUUGAUGGAGUUAUUUAUUCCAAAGAUACAGAUGACAAAAAUGUACCUAACAAAAGCAACAAUGGAACGGUGAAGUCCGAGAAAUUCUUUAUACAGUACAACAAUGUACCUUCUGGCGUGGAGUUGGAUAACAACAGAGUGUUUGUCACAGUACCUAGGCGACAAUAUGGAAUUCCCUCAACCAUAAACUUUAUUCUACCAGACCAAUCAUCUUCGGUAUUGUAUCCAUUCCCAAGCCCACGUUAUAUAGAGCAGUUCGUCUCUGUAUACAGACCGAGAAUCGACGACUGUGGACGCAUUUGGUUUGUCGAUACUGGAUUAUUGGAAAUACCUGGAGAAAGAAAGCAAGUUAAGAAACCAACCAUCUACGCCUUUGAUCUGAAAAUGGACAAGCUAGUGGUGAAGUAUGAACUCAAGGACACUGAUCUGGUCAACGAGAGGACACCAGGAGGUUUAACAUCAAUAACAAUAGACGUCUCACCUAACUGCUGUAACGACGCAUACGCAUACAUUAAUGACCUAGCCACUUCCGGAAUGAUAGUGUACUCGAUGAAAGAUAAUGACAGCUGGCGAAUUGAAGACCCCAGCUUUAAAUACCAAAGCAGUGCUGUGAAUUUUACUGCGGCUGGCUAUUUAAUAACCUGGCAAGACGGUUUAUUCAGCAUUGCCCUAUCAGAGCCAGAUGAUAAAGGCAAAAGAACGGCUUACUACCAUUCCCUUGUAUCCACCCAAGAAUUUGCAGUCGACACUAAGAUCUUGAAAAGCGGAGUGCGAAACCUUAAUGGAAAUAGCAUGCUCCUAGGCAACCGAGGACCGCUAACUCAAAGCGGUUCCCAUGAUUACCAUCCCGAAACCAGAAUUCUAUUCUUCGCCAACGUCGCUCAAGACGCCAUUCUCUGCUGGAGAACAGAUACUGCUCUGACAGAAGAUAACGUUGGUAUUGCUGCACAGGAUCGGAAGAAAUUGGUCUAUAUUUCUGAUCUUAAAGUGAUCAAAGAUGAAGUAUGGGUGCUCGUGAAUCAAAUGCCAGUAUUUAUUUUCUCCACUUUGAAUCCUGAUGAAGUCAAUUUUUACAUACACAAGGCCAAUAUACGUGAUUUAAUAAGAGGUACUGUCUGUGACAUCGGGCACGAUAAAUGAAACUUAAUUGAAGAAUUAAAAUUCAUGUAAAU
Hyposmocoma kahamanoa is the source of this 1326-nucleotide messenger RNA. It is a transcript of the gene Y-fb, whose product is annotated as L-dopachrome tautomerase yellow-f-like. Gene Ontology annotation, cellular component: extracellular region. The coding region runs from base 38 to 1294 and encodes 418 amino acids. NCBI's taxonomy places the organism in Eukaryota, Metazoa, Arthropoda, Insecta, Lepidoptera, Cosmopterigidae. The transcript has 9 exons. The record is from RefSeq and is a predicted model, not a curated record.